This is a messenger RNA of Exophiala xenobiotica, 390 nucleotides long. RefSeq lists its product as uncharacterized. The transcript has 3 exons. Lineage: Eukaryota; Fungi; Ascomycota; Eurotiomycetes; Chaetothyriales; Herpotrichiellaceae. Bases 1 to 390 code for a protein of 129 amino acids. The record is from RefSeq and is a predicted model, not a curated record.
AUGGUUCCUAAAUCCAUUAAGGGUGGAAAGUCUAAGGUCGCCGUAGGCUCCCUUAAAGCAAAAGUUACUAGGGGAAGAGUUCUAGUGAACAAGACUAAGCGCGCUAUUGUCGAGAUAAGCUCUAGCUUUAGCUCCGGCUCUAGCGACAGCGAUAGCGAUAGCGACGCGAGGCAGGCUAUGGCUGCGGCGAAAUCCACCCUAAAGUCUAGCUCCAAGAAGACCUCCACCCUAAAGUUAAGCUCUAAGAAGACUUCCACCCUAAAGUCUAGCUCUAAGAAGAUCUCUACCCUAAAGUUAAGCUCUAAGAAGACUUCUAUCUUAAUGUCUAGCUCUAGCUCUAGCUCCGGCGAUAGUAAUAGCGACAGCGAUAGCGAUAGCGACGCGAUGUAG